UGAGUGUGUGGUCUACAGGAAACAAACAUAUGCAAUAUCCACACAGAACAAUCAGGUUACACAUUGUACGCAAUCAUAAUGCUACAUAAUGUAACUGACCAUGAAAAUAAGCCAGCAAAUUCAAGGUAAGUAAUAGACUACACAUGCUCUGUUAAAGCAGGACUGAUAUAAACAAAAUUAAUAAAAUAAUUAAUAAACUAACCUUCAACAUUCAAUGUCAUAGUCUCCAUUGAAAUAUAUUACAUAUUUUAGCUGUAAAGAAAUACCACUCUAAGGUUGGAAAGUUUCUCAUUCAAGUUACAUAUUAAAAAAACACAAAAUAACACUAACUUGGAAGCAUUAUUAUUAUUUUAUUGUUUGAUUUCAUACAUAAUAAUAUAGAAAUAAUUAUGCCAGCAAAAAGCUACUUUAGGCAGCAUUUAGCUUGCAGAGAAAUAAGUUCAAAUGUCACAAUAACAUUUAUGUUUGACCUUUAUGGCAAUGUGGAUUAAUUGUGAAACAAAGCAACUAAAUAGGUUUCUUCACAGGCAGAACGUAACCUCCAGACAAACUUAAGCUGCUUCUAAAUAAUCGACUAGCAUGGCGAUAUAAUUACUCAUGAAACACAAAGGCAGGCAAAAUAUGCAUUUUCUUCUGAUCCAAAGGGGAAUUAACUGCUCAAUGAACUGGUAAAUUUAGCUGUUAGAACUGUUUCCUGCUAUAGUUUUCUUUUCACCUUCCGGGUUUUUCUUCACCUGCUGGUGUACAGCAGGACUAACACUAAUUGGCUGUGGCCACUCAACGAGCACCUGAGGGGGAGGUGACACGCCCAUGCACAUCAUCCAAUCACACAAAUCCACUCUCACCUCCAGAGUCUCUUGAACAAUAACCUUUGGUAAGUUUAACUUUUAUUAGUGGUUAUUUCUCCCACGUCGCAGAAACGCAGCAUUCGCCAGUUAAUGGCGCCAUUUUGGCUCCACAGCUUCUCUUCUUUGAUGCAGUUCCUGUGUUUGGUCAUGUGCCGACAUCCAGCAUCGCAUCCUUUUUAGACAUCUGCUGGGGACCAAAGUGCAUCAUGAUUAAUUUCUUAUUUGGUUCCUCGUUACUUCUGAGCGCCGAGAGACCGCCGAGACGCAAAGCCUACGUUCAAUGCCGUUGGAACAUGUCCUAUGUUCCCUUUCAAGAUGCAAGGUGUGCCGUCCCCCCCUCCUAUCAUCAUCACCAUCAUCGCUCUCACGCCCACUCCUUCCACGCUCCCUCCUACGACCGCCCUGCUCCCGAACGUCCCUCCUACGACCGUCCUUCCUACGACCGUCCCUCCUACGACCGUCCUUCCUACGACCGUCCUUCCUACGACCGUCCUUCCUUCGACCAUCCCUUGCACGAGCGCCCCAUCUACGACCGCCCCUCACACGAUCGCCCACCCCGUGACCACUGGAACCCCCGUCUUCGCGUGAGCACCGGAAAUCAGCUCUACAUGUUGGACCAGGAAGAGGUACACCCUUUGCUGAUGCGCGAGAGGCGCUCAGAGUCUCACAGGAACAAGCUACUGCGGCGGACAGUCAGCGUUCCUGUUGAGGGAAGGCACCAUCCCGAGAUGGAUCAUCGCGCCCGGCGGAAGAGCAUAGCCACAGGGAAGCAGCCCAGCAUGGAGGUCCCUCCCACUGCCCCCCUUCAACCCUUCCGACAAUCCGUGAGUAACUUCCCCUGUUCCCGGCCUCGCUCGCUGCCUCCGUCCCUCUCGCUCUCCCUUCUUCCUCCUCCCGCCCUGGGCCCGCCGCACACCUGCGGCCGCCGGGCCAGCGGCACCCCGCCUCACCCUUUCCCCCUCUCCCUGGCCGUCUCCCCUUCCCUCACCUUUUGCCAGCAGCAGCAGCUCCAAAAGGGCUCCAAGAAGGGGCCCGGCACACCCCCUUUGCCCCGCUCGCUGCCCCUCUCCCCCACCCUGUCCUUCACCCUGCCUCACUCGCCUGCCGCCUACUCCUCCUCCCCCCCCUUAUCGUACUGGGGCGGAGACUGGAGGGCUGCCGGUACGAGUCCAGUGGCGGGAGGACCGUUAAUUGCAUCACUGCCCCCUGUUGAGAGUUUCCUCAGUAGAAGGUUGAAGGGCUCCAUCAAGAGGGCUAAAAGUCAGCCCAAACUGGACCGAACCAGCAGUUUCCGCCACAUGAUCCUCCCCCGCUUCCGCAGUGCCGACCAAGACAGGACCCGUUUGAUGCAGAGCUUCAAAGAGUCCCACUCCCAUGAGUCCUUGCUGUCUCCCAGCAGUGCUGCCGAGGCGCUGGACCUCACUCUGGAUGAGGACGCCAUCAUCAAACCUGUCCACUCGAGCAUCCUGGGACAGGAGUACUGCUUUGAGGUGACUACGGCAUCAGGAACCAAGUGCUUUGCGUGUCGCUCAGCUGCAGAGAGAGACAAAUGGAUCGAGAACCUGCAGAGAGCUGUCAAGCCCAACAAGGACAACAGCCGAAGGGUGGAUAAUGUGCUCAAACUGUGGAUCAUCGAGGCCCGCGAGCUUCCAGCCAAGAAGCGCUACUACUGCGAACUUUGUCUGGACGACAUGUUGUAUGCACGCACCACCAGCAAGCCCCGCACUGACACCGUUUUCUGGGGCGAGCACUUUGAAUUCAACAACCUGCCAGCCGUCCGCAACCUACGCCUUCAUCUAUACAAGGAGACCGACAAGAAAAGACGCAAGGAAAAGAGCACAUACUUAGGACUUGUAAGCAUCCCCAUCUCAAGCAUCACUGGACGUCAGUUUGUGGAGCAGUGGUACCCGGUCAUCCAGCCCAGCGUCCUCACCAAGGGAGCUGGUGUCGGAGGGGGGAAGAUCAUCAAUGCAUCCCUACGUCUCAAAUCCCGCUUCCAGACCAUGAACAUACUGCCAAUGGAGCUGUACAAGGAGUUUGCAGAGUAUGUCACCAAUAACUACCGCACCCUGUGCGCUGUGCUGGAGCCUGUGCUAAGUGUCAAGAGCAAAGAGGAAGUUGCCUGUGCACUGGUGCAUAUACUGCAGAGCACUGGGAAAGCUAAGGACUUCCUGUCAGACAUGGCAAUGUGUGAGGUAGACAGAUUCAUCGACCGAGAACACCUUAUCUUCAGAGAGAACACUCUGGCCACCAAAGCCAUAGAAGAGUACCUCAAAUUGAUUGGACAUAAGUACCUCAAGGAUGCUAUAGGGGAGUUCAUAAGGGCCUUGUAUGAGUCAGAGGAAAAUUGCGAAGUGGACCCCAUGAGAACACCACCCUCUGUACUCCCAGACCACCAAGCCAAUCUCCGAAUGUGCUGUGAACUGGCACUCUGCAAGAUCGUUAACUCUCAUUGUGUGUUCCCACGAGAGCUUAAAGAAGUAUUUGCCUCCUGGAGAGUGCGUUGUGCUGAGAGGGGUCGGGAAGACAUUGCUGACCGUCUCAUCAGUGGUUCCCUCUUCCUGCGCUUCCUGUGUCCUGCCAUCAUGUCCCCAUCGCUCUUCAACCUCACCCAGGAGUAUCCCGACGAGCAAACGUCACGCACGCUCACCCUCAUCGCAAAAGUAGUGCAAAACCUGGCUAACUUCUCCAAGUUUGGCAGUAAAGAGGAGUACAUGUGUUUCAUGAAUGAGUUUUUAGAAAUGGAGUGGGGCUCCAUGCAGCAAUUCCUGUAUGAGAUCUCCAACCUGGACAGCGUCAGCAAUGCAGGCGGCUUUGAGGGAUACAUCGACCUGGGCAGGGAGCUGUCUAUACUGCACAGUCUCCUUUGGGAGGUCAUGGCUCAGCUCAGCAAGGAUGCCAUCAUCAAACUGGGUCCUUUGCCUCGCCUCCUGAAUGACAUUAGUAUGGCCUUGCGUAACCCACACCUCCAGAGGCAGCCCAGCCAUCAGACAGACAGGGUCCAGGAGAGGCAGACAGACAGGUUGCUGUCACGGCCGAGCUUCAACAGGGGCAUUUCAUCCGAGUUCCAAAAUCUUAUGAUGAGGGAUCUUAAUAGCUCUAUAGAUAUCACUCGCUUGCCUUCCCCUACCUCCACCGGUGGGGUCAUGCCAUCCCGCACCCAGAUGAGUUUUCAGGACCGUGACCACCCCCAUCGAGCGUCCUCCAAAGACAUGUUUUACGUAUCCCGCCCUCCCCUGGCCAGAUCCAGCCCGGCCUACUGCACAAGCAGCUCGGACAUCACAGAACCUGACCCUAAGGAUUCCCGAAUGAACAGCGUGUCUAACCUGCAGUCGGUGGACAUGCUCAACUCCUCCCAGGCCUCCAUCGCCGGCAUGGGCAGCUUCGGAGGGCUGAGCAGCGGAGGCGGUGGCGGCCUGGGGUCGGGCCUGAGCAGCCAGCUGCGGGCCGGUGGGAGGUUGUCAGCUGGCUCUGGCGGCUCCAGCAUGUCCGGCGGCCUUCGGCUGAGCCAGCUGAGCCAGAUGGGCACCACCACCGACUCGCUAUCCCAGCAGCAGCAACAGCAGGCCGCCGCCAUGCGCUACCCGCUUUCCUUCCAGAAUCCCCUCUUUCAUCUGGCGACUGCUGAUGGGCCUCAACAGCAACAGCUCCACCACCAGCACAGCCGGGCUCAACCCCCAGCACCCCUGCUCCUGGCUCCAGAGCCUGAGCCCUCACACCAGACCUACAUCCCACAGUUCGCCCAUGGGGGGUUCUCUCGCAGUGAGGACCUGUCUACCCUCAGGACCAGGGACGGUCACCUGGGCCAACCCAGCAUCAUCCACUCACACAGCUACAGUGACGACUACAGCAGGGCUGACUAUGGACGCAGGCAGAUGUCCAUGCAUAUGCAGGAUAACCUUCAACAGCAACAAAUGAUGGGCAUGACCUCCCAGACAGGAACAUCCCACUCCUCCCUGGCCACCACACCUCCCACCACAGUCCAACCCGUGCGCCAGAGUUCUGUUGCCCCGCCUCCCACCCAGCGUGUCAAAUCCCAGACCUCCCAUCAGUUGUCGGUCAGUGCAGCUGCUGCACCUGCUGCUCCGGCUAAAACACGACCACAAAGUGGGAAUCUCCUCCAGUCACCAGAGUCAGGCUACGGUGGCAGGCAGCACGGGUCCCGGCAGCUGUCCGUCAAAGACAACACUGCCCCGGGCCUGCCCCACCAGCAGAGCUCUGUCAGGGAAAGCCAGAGUCCACAGGGAACCACCAGUCAGAGCACUCAACAGUCACCACAGCAACAGUCUCAACAACAGCAACAGCACCUGCUCAAACCCACCAUGAGCAAACAGGGCUCCCAGUCUCCAUCCACCCUCAAUCCCCCAACCCCAGCCAAUGAGCGAACGGUGGCCUGGGUCUCCAACAUGCCCCAUCUGUCGGCUGACAUUGAAAGUUCGCGGAUUGACCGUGAAGAUUUCAAACUGAAGGAGUACUCAAAGAGCAUGGAUGAGUCACGCAUGGACAGGGUACGGGAGUACGAGGAGGAGAUCAACUCCCUGAAGGACCGUCUGAUGAUGUCCCACAAAAAGCUGGAGGAGUACGAGAGGAGGCUCCUCACACAGGAGCAGCAGACCAAUAAGAUCCUCCUACAGUACCAGAAUCGACUCGAGGACAGUGAGCGGAGGCUACGGCAACAGCAAGUGGAGAAAGACUCCCAAAUUAAAGGAAUAAUUAGCAGACUCAUGGCUGUGGAGGAUGAGUUAAGGGGAGGACCCAUGAUUGAGCCAAAAACCAGGAUUUUCGCUGAUCAGGGGAGGCGUCAGUCCAUCCUAGUGCAGCCCCGUCUCGCACCUGUCCCACCCCGAGUAACCAGCCACUCUCAAAGCUUCAUGGAGGACAAUGUGGAACCUAAUUGGCUGAUGCACCAUCGGCAGUCCACAGGGUGGCAUGGCCAAAUGUCCAGAGCCCUCUCUCGUGACGCGAUUGGCUGACAAAGGGAGAACUUGGGGCAUUGGUCCCAUUCUCUUUGCUCAAAGGAUGGUGCAGAGCCCCAGCGGACCAUGUAAGGAAAUGCUGGCUUUUUUUUUACCAUACUUUACUUGGGCCCUCUCUCUCUGAUUUGAUGACAGGAUUUUUUUUUUUUAAAAAUGUGUUUGACGCCUCAUGGUUUGGAGCUACAUUUUACUUUUAAAAGGAAGGCUGGACAUGCGUUGUUGGCCUGCAGAGCAUGCAAAGAACAGCUAUGCAGUCUGAUCAAUCAGCAGAACGGAGGAACACAAAGGCCAAGGGAGGCAUGAUGCUCAAAAUGAGAGAGAGGGGAGAUGUAUUGUGGGGUAAGAUGUAUUUCAAAGGUGCUUGACUUCUCUUAAAAUUUCAGUCAAAGCUGAGUUUCUUUCAAAGCAUUUAUUUCCCUCUCUUUCUCUCUAUCUCUUCUCUUCUCUUCUCUCUCUUAUAGUCUUUUCAAAUUACCCUUUGAUUCCUCCUCAUCUAUUCAUUCUUUAUCUAUCUAGGAUUCUCCAAGCAUUAUUUAACCGCUUCAUUUUUACUCCAUUUUAGACACUUGAUCUCUGCAACAUUUUCAACAUUAGUUUUUAGCUCUUCCGUUCGAAUCUCUUUCUCAGACUUUGAUUUAAAGGAAACUAAAUAUGCACAGCCUAAUACGACUAAGUGAAACUGCUCAGAGCAAACAACUCUUGCUUCAAUGAAGACUUUGAAAAACCGGACUGAAUGUUAUUAUUUAUAUUUCUAUGACACUGCUUAUUCUUACAAUAGUACGAAAGAAAAAAAAAACUCUUCAUCAGAAAUCUUCCGGAGCAGAUAUUUAUUUCUUGAUAUAGAUAGAUGCCUCUCUAUCUAAUGGAAGUUCAUAAAUAAUCCAUUUUAUAAGCUUUCUUAUACUAAGACAAUCUUGUGGAGAGAAUAAUUGCCCUGCAGGACUGUGAUGACUGUGAAAGGGCCAAACUUGUGUUUUACCUACUCCCCUUACAAUAGUUUGCACGUUGCUGAGACCUGUGCCCUCCUUCCUCUUGGUUAUAAUCAUUCAAAAAAAGAAAAAAAAAAAAAAAAAAAAGAAAGUGGACGGAUGUUUCUCUCACCCAACAAUCGCCAUGGAGCUCUCCAUUUACGGACGAUGUGAAAGCCGUUGGAUAAGGACAUUCUUACAGCUGUUGUUUUGUACUCCACUUCGACUAUCUGUCUGUAGAGUUUGAACCGAGCAGAGGAUGAACUCUUGGUGUCAGUGUGACCACAUUUUUUCUGCAGUCAGAUUGCUGUAAAACUCCCCUAUUUCUUUCUAUGGAUGGACUCCACUGAUACCAAUCUGAGUUGAAAUCCUUGCCUUUUCCACCUGUGACUGAAACGAGGACAGAGAGAGAUAUGUUAGAGGUCCCGCUGAAACGAGUGAAUGUGUUUGUAUAUAAGUGUGUGUACUGGGUAAAUCUUUGUGUAUAUACUGGAUAAAUGUGUAUAUAUGGUAUGUCUAUGUGUAUAUACAGUUUGUUUGUAUAUGCAGAGUGUACAGUUAUUUUUUCCUCUAAUGUUUCUCUCUCUUUCUAUGAAUAGGUCUUCUCAAGUUACCAAUACUGAGGCAUGGAAAGGUUUUUACUGACAGCUAUCAGAAGCACUUUCUGUGCAGACUUAGAAUAUCAGCGAGGUCUGUCACUUAGCUGCAUUCUUGAAGCUCUCAUACAAGAAGUAAUUCACAUAAUCUUAAGCUUGCACUCAUUUUCUGACCAACUAAAAAGCUUUUCUAAGUAGAUUUGGGUGACCAAGCAAUGUUUGUACAUAUAUAGACUAAGACAAUUUUUUUUUUUUUUUUCCAGAAACCUCCAUCUGCAUUUCUUUGAAACUCUCAACCUGUUUUGAGUUCUUGCUUAUCUGACUUUCACUUUAGGUUCCUAUGGUAUAUGUUUGCAACGGUUGUCAUUCAGAGUUAUAUAUUUAUUCAGACAACCCUUAUAUAUUUCUUGAAAUUUUGUUCCCCAAACUCUGCCUUUCAUGGAGCCUUCUAACCUUUUAUUAAGAUUCAGGUUAGACUGGCAGAUCCUUCCAUGAAAGUAUACUGUCAUUACUUAACAUUGCUUGUUUUUGUAUAGGUCCUUACUAAAUAAGUGUGCCUCCCCCCCUUAUACUCUUACUAACCUUAGAUCCAUUAACUCCGCUGGUCACUCAUCUUCAUCCCCCUUGACAAGCCAUAGCCCCCCAACCCCCACCCCUACCCCCCUAAACUCCUCUAUUGUUGUUUUGACAGGACAGACAUUUGGGGAUUUUGUGUAUAUUAAUGGAAGAGUGGUGUUGAAGAGUGUAUUGCAGUUGUAUAUGGAUUUGUUAUGAAUGUGGAUAUUCUGAUCAUUUAAUUAUUAUUGUAAUAAUGAUAAUAAUUAUUGCCACUUUGAAUUUUUUUGUUGAUUAAUUCCUUUGAUGCGGUUGAUGAAGAUGCCAUUGUCCCUUCCUUUUUUUUUGUUUGUUUCUCUUUUUUUUUUUUUGGAAUACACCGGAAUUUAUAUUUUUCGGGUGGGUGAAU
Molecule: messenger RNA, 8352 nt
Organism: Thunnus maccoyii (southern bluefin tuna)
Lineage: Eukaryota; Metazoa; Chordata; Actinopteri; Scombriformes; Scombridae
Gene: syngap1b
Product: synaptic Ras GTPase activating protein 1b
Exons: 23
Coding region: 1055-5821 (1588 amino acids)
Biological process (GO): regulation of GTPase activity; negative regulation of Ras protein signal transduction
Source: RefSeq, a predicted model, not a curated record